This is a messenger RNA of Salvelinus sp. IW2-2015, 726 nucleotides long. RefSeq names its product dedicator of cytokinesis protein 3-like. Gene Ontology annotation, biological process: small GTPase-mediated signal transduction. The record is from RefSeq and is a predicted model, not a curated record. Gene Ontology annotation, molecular function: guanyl-nucleotide exchange factor activity; small GTPase binding. NCBI's taxonomy places the organism in Eukaryota, Metazoa, Chordata, Actinopteri, Salmoniformes, Salmonidae. Gene Ontology annotation, cellular component: cytoplasm; plasma membrane.
CAAGGUGGACCUUGUUCUACAAGCUGCGUCACGUGAUGAACGAGCUGUUUGACCUUCGGAGACAGAUGUUGUCUGGUCACCUGACACAGGGACCAGUCAAAGACGUCAAGAGACACAUCACCCAUCCGCCUGGACUGGGGCAACGAACACCUGGGCCUGGACCUCGUACCCAGGAAGGAGUUUGAAAUGGUGGAUGCAGACCAGAUCAGCGUCUCAGACUUAUACAAAAUGCAUCUGUCCAGCAGACACAGUGUCCAGCAAAGCACAACCCAGGCUGACAGUGUGCGUCGGGGCCACGGUGUAGAGCCCUGUCGUAUCCCCGUCCCUCACCACCUGUUCGUCAGCCUGAAGAGCUUCACCUACAACACCAUGGGAGAAGACACAGACAUCUUCUUCUCUCUCUACGACCUCAGGGAGGGGAAACAGAUCAGUGAGAAAUUUAUGGUGAGACUGAACAAGAAUGAAGGUCCCAAGAACACAGACAAGGUUGAUCGUUUGUGUGCUCUGUUCACGGAUUUAAGUAAUAAAGACAUGAAGCGGGACCUGUAUAUUGUUUCACAAGUCAUCAGAACCGGUCGGAUGCUGCUGAAUGACUCUAAGAAGGGUCCUCCUCACGUCCAGUACAGAAGACCGUACGGCUGUGCUGUGCUGGCCAUGAGUGAUGUACUACAGACCAUCUCAGAGUUGAAGGAGGAGAAGGACUUUGUACUCAAAGUCUACACGUGA